Molecule: messenger RNA, 2199 nt
Organism: Cladocopium goreaui
Lineage: Eukaryota; Dinophyceae; Suessiales; Symbiodiniaceae
Source: the annotation of a GenBank genome assembly
AUGGCGCCCAAGAUCGCACGUCCUAUGGCUGCGGCAAAGCCAAAGAAGGGCACGGACGUGGAGGUGGCAUCGAGUUGCGGGGACUUGGUCUUUGAGGACGAUUUUUGGGAGUCAGACUGGAUUCUGCCUCCUCCUGAUCAUCCCGUAUGGUGGGAGCGCAGACCUGAACGAAGCCGCUCACCACCACCACCACGUGCAGCACCCGGCACUCCACCUGGGCCACCACCUAGAACGCCGCCAGAUGAUGUUAUGCUGCGGGUGCCGAUGACGCCACCAGAGCAUGAACUGGGAGAACGUGAUGGGGUUCUCACCUUCGAAGAAUCGUGCGUCCAGGUACAAGGUCUGAAGCUUUGUGGCCCGCAAGCAAAGCCAUUGAAAUCAAACAGACCGGUCGGCGAUGUUUGCUUCAUCGAUCUUCCUCUUCGUGACAUGGAUGGCAUAGGAGGCAAGCUCGAACAGUUUGCUGACAUCGUGCAGAACUUCCCAGUCCAGGGCAACUUCAAGAUCGAUGCUAACUUCUUAGACAUGACUGUGUACCCUCUCUGUACCUUAUAUUCUGCAGAUCGUGAUGUGCCAUCCUACCUUCCACCAGACAAAGAGCAGGACUAUGUGGACAUCUUCAAGCACAUCUACUUGCACAAAAACAAAGUCUCAUCUGCUGAUUGCGUAUCAUUUUGUCAUGGAGCUCCUGUCUGCUUCGAUUGGGGGAAACAGACUCGAUUGGCUUUAGCUGGACGCAACAACAUGUUGGAUCGCACCGGCGGCAUGCAGAUUCGGAUUUGGACCCUCGCCCCCAAGUUUGAGAAGAAGCACACUUUAGAUCAGAGUGCUCGAGAGUCUGGGUACCGAUUCAUUCGAGAACAUGGUCCUCGCUCGAACAACAUGAACCAAUUCAUGGAAUGGACUGACGAACAAGUGCAUUGUCCCGGUGGUCCUUUGGAGGGAUGGCAGGAAGGAAAGGUGAAGGAAGCCCUUCACAACUAUUAUCGUGGUCGGCAAAAUGCAAAGACGAUCCAGUACUGGCCAUUGACAUUGAAAAGCUUUGUGGCAUGGUUUCUCGACGAGAUCCUUGUCAAGAUGCUCCCAACCAUGCGGCAGCACGCCAUCACAUGGAUCGGGCGUACUCGUGUCGGAAAAUCUUUGGGCUCCAAAACCAUUCUGUUUGCUCAAUCCAAGUUCGAGAUCACACAAGCUGAUCGAGAAGAUCUUGUACCUUCAAUUGUGACUGCCAAGCACCUUGAUUUCUUUAAAGCCGAGCCGAUCACGAAGUUCAAGCCAGGAGUCUUCGAUGACGGCAUGCUACAACGGAUGGAUUCGUCUUUCCUCAAGGAAGAAGAUGCCACGGUGUGGGCUCGCUACUCCUCGGCGCAAUUCGACCAGGGUUCUGGACGUCAUGCUUGUAACAACCCCUACAACCAUGUUCUUGAUUGUGAGCUCUUCGAAAAGAUGCAGAGCACAGGUUUUUGGAACAUUCAACAUAAGGACUUCCUCGACUUGAUUGCUCCUUCCUUCACUGGUGUCGAGGAUGCAGAGGACAUGGCAGCAAUCUUGGCUCGUACGCACGCCAUCGUCUUGACCGAGAACGGGGUGUACUACCGUGUUGCAAGCACUGAGAAGGGCAAUGUCGAUUUCAUCGCUUGGCAGAAUCCGCAGAUGAAGGACAUCUUGGCUCCUGAGUACAAACCGAUCUUCAAGGCUUACAAGGCAGAUCCUGAAGCUCAUGUUCUUCCUGAAGGAUAUCAUGCAGACUCUAUCUGGUCCCAAGAGUUGCUUCGCAAACUUCUUCGAGGGGAACCAGUUGCCAGAACCAUUACUGUUCGUCAACGUGGCCUUUUCGACGAGAAUGUGCGCGAGAUGCAAGAAGCUCCACGUCUUCUUCCCACAGCAGAAUCUGCAUUGCAAGUGAAGCGUGAAAAGGUCAACCACGUUUGGAAGCACUUGAAGCGUUGCCCUGUCACCACCGUCAUUGAGCUCGAUUCUCCUUCUCCUGCAAAAAGGGUUCGGCCUUCAGCGCCUGCAUCAUCUUUGCCAUCCUUGCCUGCCAUGCCUUCUUGUCCUGUCAUGAAUCCUGGAAAUGCUGAGUUGGGCUUGCUUGAACAUGAGGAGCAGGAAGCAAUCGAUUUAGAGAAUGACAUGGUGAGCUUCAUGGAUGAGAUAGAUGGUAUGCCACCUGUGCCCGAGGGUCCUGAUGAGGACUAG